This is a messenger RNA of Closterium sp. NIES-67, 588 nucleotides long. The record is from the annotation of a GenBank genome assembly. NCBI's taxonomy places the organism in Eukaryota, Viridiplantae, Streptophyta, Zygnematophyceae, Desmidiales, Closteriaceae.
UGACAUUAAAUGCGAGAACGCGUUUCGUACUCGCUACGUGAGUUACGAAUACACGCUGAUGCCGUUUGGAUUAACGAACGCCCCCUCGACGUUCCAACUCACCAUGAACGGGGUGUUCCGCGAUCUUCUCGACAAAUGCGUGAUAAUUUACCUGGACGACAUUCUGAUCUACUGCAAGACCCGGGAGCAAUAUUUAAAGGAUUUGGACGCAGUUUUUCAGCGGUUGCAGCAGCAUCGUCUCAUCACAAAGGGCUCCAAGUGCGAGUUUUUAAAACAAGAAUUGGAGUUUCUGGGGCACGUGAUCUCCACGGAGGGGAUCCGGAUAGACCCGAAAAAACUCUAGGCUAUUCAGGAAUGGAGACCACCAACAAAUCUGCAGCAGCUGCAAUCAUUUCUGGGUUUCAUGAAUUACGUGCGGCGGUUUAUACCCAACACGGCGGGGUUAACUGGACCUCUAACCGACCUACUGCAAAGGGGGACUUGCUACGAGUGGGGGGAGAAGCAGUAAGCUGCGUUCGAGGCAUAAAAAAAUCUUUUAAUGUCGCCACCGGUCCUUCGCAUCGCUGACCCGGAACGGCCCUUCGAAGU